UUCAUUUCUUCUUGCCCACGGAGUCAGUUGGGAGUUCCACGCUAGUCUACUGUACAACGCCCUUUACAUUGGAGCUGACCAGCCUGCGCUUCCGGUCUUUUUUGGCACGAUAAUAAAGGAAAAAAACUGCAUAUAUAUGUUGACUUCCCCGAAAUGGGUUAUGGCGCUGCUCAUCUUGCAGAACACAGGCGUAAACUCGUUAUUCUUUCCUGGGCUGUCAAAAAAACACGGUGAAUUUACCUUAGAAUUAGCGAACGCGGAGUAUCCGUCUGUGCCACUAGAGCUCAGCGAAGACGCUGGGUCUGAUACAGCCAAGCGGGUCGGUAAAGAUGGCGAUUUUUCCAAUCGAAAUUAUUCUCGCAUAAGAAAACUUAUCAGCUACGACAUCAAUUGCAAUUUCUCGUCUUGCGAUGGCUGUACCUUAUGUGAAAGACGUCAGUUUCUCGCACGGGAAAGCAAAAUGGAAGACCUUGUCCGGUGUUUGGAUUCUAGAUCGGUUAAAAGAAACAGACUACCCAUUCAUAUCGCUUUCAUUGGGGAUUCGACUGUUCGUCAACACUUUAUUAGCUUUACCCAGUGGCUCCCUGAUUACGAUAGGACGAUUGUACGAAAUUCGACGAAGGAUGCCGAGUUUGCAUUUCACGAGGACCGCAAUCUGACUAGUAAGUUGAUGGACAACUUAAUCGUUUCCUUCUACUGGCGCCCACUCAUCCAAGAAGAUUUAAUAGCUGAUUUCAAACGUUGGGCAUCAAGCAGCAAAGGUAUUUCAGUACCCGACUUUAUUCUUCUAGGUGUAACAGCUCACCAUAUAGACAAACGCAACAUCCUGGAUUUUGAAAAAUUCGAAAAUCUUCUGGGAAAUGAGUUGAUGCCUUUGAUCAACCGGAGUUUGACUGUCCAUUCUCAUCAAGAGAUUGUCUGGUUAAGCCAAAGUCGAACCACUCAAACCUUUUCUAGCAAGAAUGUUUAUUCGCCUUUGAUUGAAAAGUACAACGAGAAAAUCCAUCACAUUUUUAAGGACACAAGAGUUGUUUUAUGGGACUCCAUCAAUGCCCUUAUUGCGGAGUAUUUACGAGCUUGCGCCAUAAGAGAAUUUAAACGAGGAGACAAACUGUGGUACAGUAACUGCGGAGAUUUUAUUCACCCAGGAUUUUCCGCCUUGUUUCUAAGCACGUCGCUCAUCGUCGACCACAUCUGCCGAUCCACCUAGUUUUGGAUCAUUAAACAUCAUGACAGCAUUAGUGUACU
This is a messenger RNA of Daphnia carinata, 1248 nucleotides long. RefSeq lists its product as uncharacterized. The transcript has 5 exons. NCBI's taxonomy places the organism in Eukaryota, Metazoa, Arthropoda, Branchiopoda, Diplostraca, Daphniidae. The record is from RefSeq and is a predicted model, not a curated record. The coding region runs from base 137 to 1210 and encodes 357 amino acids.